GCUGCAAUGGCUCUUGAAGCUCCCCUGAGGACAUCAACGGGAAGCAUCAGGUCGAUAUACCCUUCAUACGCCGAAAUGGCACUCUCCUCUGGACGAGAGUCCCCUGCGCUGACGUCCCAAUAUAUGGCCUCCUCGUCCGGCCCUGACUCCCAAGCCCUUCGUCCAAAUUCUUUUACGAGACCAAGCUCGGCGCAUCUUAUGAGCCCGAGCAGCGAUAUUGUUGGCCCUUCACCUGUGACUUCGAACGGAACCGAGACUACGGAAAUUGAGGACGAAGAGGUGGAAGACACUGAAGAAGCGACCGGGUUUGGGCGCAAUUCGGUUUGUGGACCUUGUCUAUGCCUUUUGUAUGAUAUCGUGCCGGUCAUAAUAACUAAUGGUUGCCAGUUGUUGAUGCUGAAAACGAACAUUCCGGAUCAUGUACGAAAAUCCGGAAGUGAAGAGGUCGUCUCGGUGAUACACGCGCCCCCAAAUUUUCAAGACUGGUCGCCCCCUAUGGUUAACACCAGAGUACGACCCGUGUCAUUCAAUCUUGAUGCUCCGACACCUCAGGCCCAGAAAUUGGAAGAUGUCUACGCCAAUGAAUCUACAAAAACACGAUCCAGCACUGCUAGCAGCCUUGAAUUGAUACCCGAAAUCAUUGAGAAUGACGGGGACGAGGAGUUUGAAGACGCGGACGAAUUCGCCAAUCCCACACGAGGCCAAGAUACCGAAGUGAAAGCACUUAAAGCGGCCCUUGAGGAGUGCUGGACAUUAUGCAAUACUCUCGCCAACCUCAGUUCGAUUCACCGAAAGCAAGUCUUCCACAGCUCUGGCACUCCUGAUGCCCACGAAAGGGCAUGGAAAUGCUGCUGGAAGCUCUGCAAACGAUUAUAUCACAGCCGAGACGACGUCUCAGAGUCAUUUGGAGUGCGGACCAAUCUAGAUCUAUGUCGGGACUUUUGUCAGUCACUCUUUGAUGUGAGGCAAAGGACCAAUGAGACGGCGGACUCGAUCCUGAGGGUCAGCUUUGAGCUCAACAAUCACGCUCAGGACAGCCGAACGCUCCCUGAAGCCUUCCGGGAGCGAACACUGGAUUUCUACAUCACCCUGUGUCACCGACUGAUGAAGCAACGCAACGACUUGGCCGAAGAAACCGACUCGUUGCUACGGGCAUGCUGGGCGCUGGCUGAGAUGCUCUUCAGCCUUCGGCAAAACCGAAGAGACGGAAAGGCCCCCGACGAAGAACUCCUUGGCUCAGCCGUCCAGGCUUGUUGGGAGCUGUGCGACAUAUUCCGUGAGGGCUGGACACAGGUUCGACCAGAUCGCGGUACACCGAGACCAAACCAGGUCAACUUUUUCGCGGCCAACCCAACUUUUGGCCUGCAAAUGAGCAGUCACCAAUCUGAAGUCGAGCGCUCCAAUGCCGGAAGCCGUGCCUCUCUACGCUCGAAACGGGAGAGUUUGCGGAGCCUGGGUGAACUUGAGCGACCUCGCGCACGACCCGUCGUACCCGAAACUCCAGUGACUGAAUUUGAAGAUACACCAAUCUCACCCGACGCCAGCCCACAGAUGCCCAACAUUCUUGUGCUUGGGACGUCGGACUCUCGCAGCGAUCGUGGGGGGCGUUGGUCGAGCAAUGCCUCGAACCUGUCUGGUUACAGCCAAAACACGUCCAGCACGGCCACCACAGCGACGACGAUAGAAGAUGUCAACAUCACCCGCAUCAAAGCCCUCGUCGUGAAGGCGGCACUCAACAUUGGUUUUGACCGCAGUGCACCGGGGGCAGAUGCGCCAUCCGCUCUACAAUCAUUCGUCAACGACCUCCCUCAGCACUCCUUUGGUGGGCUGCCCAACCAAAUCUCUUUGCUGCAGAAUUACAAGAAUCUCGUGUUAGCAGAUGCGUCAUUCCGCUCUCCGGCCACAUUACCCGCCCGUGGGAAGCGGUUCAACGCUGUGGAAGUGGCCAAGAGCGUCGGGUGGAUGAUGAUCAGAUCAGGCCAGUAUAACUUUUUGAGGGAUCUAUACCGGCUUGUCUUCGGGUGUCAGCUAGAGGAUGCCGACACGAGGAAGAAUGUUUCCAUUGUGGUAUAA
Podospora anserina S mat+ is the source of this 2073-nucleotide messenger RNA. RefSeq lists its product as uncharacterized. The record is from RefSeq and is a predicted model, not a curated record. The transcript has 5 exons. The annotation marks the transcript as partial. Lineage: Eukaryota; Fungi; Ascomycota; Sordariomycetes; Sordariales; Podosporaceae.